Molecule: messenger RNA, 1494 nt
Organism: Thermothelomyces thermophilus ATCC 42464
Lineage: Eukaryota; Fungi; Ascomycota; Sordariomycetes; Sordariales; Chaetomiaceae
Exons: 4
Coding region: 326-1318 (330 amino acids)
Molecular function (GO): nitronate monooxygenase activity
Source: RefSeq, a predicted model, not a curated record
CCAGGAUUCGGCAGGCUCCAUCUCACCCCCGGGUUGGGACGGAGCCUCGGCCGAGGAAACAGCCCCUCGCCGCAUCGUAUAACGAUUGUGUCUACAAGUCCGAGGGUAAUACGGCCGAUGUCCAUUUGAAGCAGCCUUCGCCUGCUUUCACUCCCUUAUCCGACUCUUCUCCCUUCGUUAGAAUCGCGACCGAAACUGGGUCCCGGAACUCAGUUGAACCUUUUUUUGCAGACGUUUCCAGCCGUGGGACUUUUUGUUGCCAUUUGAUCCACCCCAUUGCGCCGCGUUUGCGCCGCGUGUGUGCACCCUUCACGCUGCUGCGAAGAUGCCUUUCGACACCGAGUUGACCCGCCGACUCGGCAUUGCAGUCCCCGUCGUGCAGGGCGGCAUGCAGCAUGUCGGAACCGCCGAGAUGGCGAGCGCCGUGUCCAACGCGGGUGGCCUGGGUAUCAUCACGGCCCUGAUCUGGCCCGACCCGGAAGGUUUCCGCCAGGAGAUCCGCAAGUGCAGGAAGCUGACGAGCAAGCCGUUUGGUGUCAACAUCACCCUGCUCCCGGCGCUUGUUCCGCCAGACUACGAGGCGUACGCCCAGGUUGCCAUUGACGAGGGGAUCAAGAUCGUCGAGACGGCCGGUAACUCGCCGGGGCCCGUCAUCUCCAAGCUCAAGAAAGCCGGCUGCAUCGUUCUGCACAAAUGCACCACCAUCAGGCAUGCCCAGUCAGCCGUCAAGCUUGGUGUCGACUUUUUGAGCAUCGACGGCUUCGAGUGCGCAGGCCACGUCGGCGAGUCGGACAUCACAAACUUCAUCCUCCUCGGCCGGGCGCGGCAGACGCUCAAAGUCCCCUUUAUCGCCUCGGGUGGCUUCGCCGACGGGCAGGGUCUCGCGGCCGCGCUCUGCCUCGGCGCCUGCGGCAUCAACAUGGGCACCCGGUUCUUGUGCACCGUCGAGAGCCCCGUCCACCACAGCAUCAAGGAGCAGAUCGUCAAGGCGCAAGAGACGGACACGGCACUGGUCAUGCGGCGCUGGCGCAACACGACCCGCCUGUACCGCAACAAGGUCACGGAGCAGGCGCUCAAGGUCGAGCGCGAGAGCAAGACGGGCGAGUUCUCCGAGAUUGCCCCCUACGUCAGCGGCAAGCGCGGUCGGGAGGUGUUCAUCAACGGCGAUCCCGAACACGGCGUGUGGACCGCCGGACAGGUCAUGGGCCUGAUCCACGACAUUCCUACCUGCAAGGAACUCAUCGCGAGGAUCGAGAAGGAGGCGGAAGAAACGUUGAAGGAGAGGUUAGCACUGGUCAAGCCUGCGCCGAAGCUGUAAUCGAUGCGCUUGCUUGUUUGUUUGUGUGUGAGUGAUCUAAGUUAGAGCUUUGUGUUUCUGGUAACACUGGGGUCCAGCACUUGUUUUUUUUUUUUUUUUUUUUCAUUUUUAUUUAGGUAUCAUGAUGCGCUUGAUGAUUAUGGUUUUCUGUCUCUCAAUCUGGGUGCCACAGGCGA